This is a messenger RNA of Drosophila ficusphila, 1941 nucleotides long. RefSeq lists its product as uncharacterized. The transcript is spliced from 3 exons. The record is from RefSeq and is a predicted model, not a curated record. The coding region runs from base 538 to 1791 and encodes 417 amino acids. Lineage: Eukaryota; Metazoa; Arthropoda; Insecta; Diptera; Drosophilidae.
CACAACUUUUGGUGAAGUUUCAUCAAGAUAUCUUUAAAACUGAGAGACUAGUUUACAUAGAAACAGACAAAAGGAAAGACGUACAGACAAAUUUCGAUUCAGAUCGUGAUGCAAAUCAAGAAUAUAUAUACUUUAUGCGCUCCGAGGUGUCUCCUUCACUGCGUUGCAAGCUUUUGGCCUAAAUUAUAAUGCCCUUUGCUCUGCAAGGGUAUACAAGUUUUAGGCAAUCUAUAGGUUAAGAACUAAAAAUUUAUAACGUUCACAGAGACAAUUUCCCAAACAUUUUAACAUUGUUUAAGUUCCUAAUUAUCGUUAGAACUUGAAGAGAAGAUCCAUUCUUAGCAUCUUCAAUCGUUACCCGCUAAUCCAGCGGUACAUGCACUUCAUUAAGGCAAUUGAAGAAGGUCCAGUCCGAGAUGCGCCCCUAGUGCCCUGUCUAUUAAGAUCAAUUAGAAAGCUGAGGGAGAACCGACAACCCCCUUCGAGAUUUUGCAUAAAAAGACGACAGUGGAAGCCACUGCUGCACUUUGAGCCGCGAUGUCGGAGCCGGCGGAGGAACCUCCACUCUAUCUGACGCCUCAGUUCUUCAGGCGCUCUCUGGAGCACGGCCUGCAGCAGCUGGAUCUGCAAGUCCUCGCGGUGCAGCUGACCAAUUUGACGCGGGGCGGGGAGAACUACUGCAGCAACAUCUACCGUGCCCACGUCAGGUACCGCAGUGCGGGGGACAGAGUGCUGGAGGCUUCUUUGAUCGUUAAGUCCAUGCCGGACGAGAAGCAGGCUAUUCUGGCCCGCCUGCACAUCUACAACAAGGAAACCAUCUUCUACACGAGCAUCAAGCCGAAGCUAGAGGCGCUGAUGUGGCAGGUGCACGAUGUGUCCAGCCCCUGGACGCUGGCUGCCAAGCACUACUACUCCACCACCCAGCCGGAGCAGACCAUUAUCUUCGAGGACCUGUGCUCCGAUGGCUACCAGCUGAAGUGCCGUCAGUUGGGCCUGGACUUCGACCACGCGUCUCUGGCAAUGCGCAAGAUGGCCGAAUACCACGCCCUCACAAUGAUGAUGGCCGAACGGGAACCGGAGACCGUCGUGGACCGCUAUCCCUUCGGCCUGCUGCACAUAGACGCCAUCAAGUCAGAGCCCUUCAAACUGCUCUUCGGCACCCAACUCCUAAAGCUGGCCGCCUUGGUGGGUGACUCUCAGGGGUUCGGCGAGAUCACCACGAAGCUGUAUCGGUACCACGAGCACUUCACAGAGCGCGUCCUGAAGGCGGUGUACCCCCUUCUCGGAAGCCACAAUGUGCUCAACCACGGCGACCUUUGGGUGAACAACAUUUUUUUCAUGUACGAUUCCCACUACAAGGUGCAACAGGUGAAAUUCAUCGACUUCCAGUUGUGCUUCUACGGCAGCCUGGGCUUCGACAUAAACUACUUUCUGAACACCAGCCUGGAGCUGGAGGUACUCCGCGACCGACGGCAAGAGCUCAUCGACAUUUACUACAGGACACUGGUGCACAUCCUCAAGCAGCUGCCCUGGACCAAGCCACUGCCCAGCUAUGAGGGCGUUAUGGACGAGGUGCGGCAACGCGAGGCCUACGGGUUCUUUGUGGCCUUCGGCUUCUUCCCGCUGAUGAGCAUGUUUGGGGCGGACUCUGAGGACAACUCGCUGAAGAACUUCCACGACGAGACAUUCGCCAGGCAGAAAGUCCAGCUGAUGUUCGAGGGAAACACUCGCACUCUGGACAGCUUAAAAUGCACGCUCAAGCGACUGGAUGAGUUGAAACUGUUUGACUAACCAGUUAACAUCACAUUUUGCUCGACACAGAAAGGCAGUCUGUUAUCAGUGGAAGCUAAACUUCUCUCAUAUUAAAUCGCUUUAGCAAUCAGUUCACGGGUGACUAAAUAAAAUAUUCAAUAAGACGCCUUGACGCCUUAGUCAAUGACA